UGGAGCAUGCGCACUCCGUGCUUUGCUGUAUGAUCCGUCUCGGCACCCGUAACUGGUAAUUGUGAUGUGAGUGAGUUUCCUAGGAAAGGGAGACGUGUAUUAGUGUUAGACAGUCAGUCGGUGCGGAAAUAUACAUGUCAGCCGAGGUGCAGAACAGGAUGCUGGAGGGGAUAGAAGGCCCUGGCCCGGGAGGUGGUCCAACUUUUGACGGGCUAGACUGGGGUUCUUCACUGUUUGAUGAGCUAAGCAGCUUGGUUGAUGUUGAAGAUGUGUUUCAAGAUGGCAAAUGCAACGCCUAUGAAAAUAACUUUGAUAAUCUUGAUUUUAAUAUGGACCUUAUGUCAUGGGAUUCCUACCCUUGGGAUGGACCUGAUCAGUGCUACACUGGAGAUGGCAUAAAACCAGAGCCAUUGUCACCUUCAUCAUCCAGUUCUUAUGCACAGUCUUCACUGUCUGCUGGCUCUCCAGCAUCUUCCUCAGAAUGCUUGCUGGAGGAGGUUGACAUUUCUUCCAGCAAUCAGAUGUCCCCAGUAUCACUAUACUCUGAAGCUUCAAGGAGUCCUGGAUCUCCAGAACAACUAGACGUAAAACCUAUUAAAACAACACAGCAUGCCACGAGUAAUGCAUCCACUAGACAGAGGAAACUUGCUCCAGUGGUGCCUAAGCUAUCCAUACAGCAAAAAGCCAUCCUGAUUCCUACAUCUGCAGGCAUUCAUUCAUCCACAGGAAUUUCCUCUAAAACAAUUAUAUUUCAGCCACUUACUACACUACUUCCGAAACAGCAUCCACUGAUUACCAUUCAGCCAGCACCACAAGCAGGUCAACAAGUUCUGCUAGCCCCUUCUGCAGUUGUUCAGCUUCCUGCACCUGGCAUUGUUGCUUCACAGCCUGUCCUGACUGUGAGUGGCGGAACCCCUCAAAUCCCAACACAGUCUAUAAACAUAAUGGCACACACAGGACCUUCAUCUGGGAAAACGUCACCAAUGAAAUCCUUCAUUCAGGCAACCGCUCAAACACCUGACAGUGGAGCAGAUAUAAAUUUGAUGCGGAGACAGCAAAGGAUGAUUAAAAACCGCGAGUCAGCGUUUCAGUCUAGAAGGAAGAAAAAGGAGUAUAUGCAGGGCUUAGAAGUGCGUCUGCGAGCAGCUUUGUCCGAGAACGAGAUGCUUAAGAAAGAAAAUGGGUCCUUGCAGAAAUUGCUGGAAGAAGUUGUAUCUGAGAAUCAGAAACUUAAAGUGACUGCUCCAAAAAGGAGAGCUGUCUGCCUGCUGAUGGUGGCUUUAUUUUUAGUGAUUAAUUUCAAUCCCAUUAGUAUACUUCAGUCUAGCCCUGGUCCCUUUGAUGUAGAAGUCAGUACUGUUCGCCACAAUAGGCACUUGCUUGAGUUCUCAUCUGGUGAAAUUAAUAUCAAAGACCAGGAAACACCACACAAGGAUAUGGGCAAUGGACAUUACAUCUCAACCGAAAAGGCUUUGAUGGUUGUGAAAAAGGAGCCAUUGCUCUACAUUCCUCCACCUCCUCCAUGUCGACCACAUAUCAACCAGACAGAAUCCCUCAGGUUAAACCAAGAACUACGUGGCUGGGUCCAUAGACAUGAGGUGGAGAGGACAAAGUCCAGACGAACCAUCAGUACCCAUAAGGCACAACCAGUGCAGAAACCAGAUGAGAAAGAUGGCACCUCACAACUUGUAACAAUGCAAUACACCAGCGUAAAGAACUCUGUGAAUGAGCUGCAGAUAUAUUACUCCUCACCAAGGAGCUAUCAAGAGUUUUUGGAAGCUAUUCGCAGGAGGGGUGAUACAUUUUAUGUUGUGUCCUUUCGUAGGGACCACUUGUUAUUGCCAGCCACUAACAGGAAUAAGACCAGCAGACCGAAGAUGUCCAUUGUUUUGCCAUCUACAACUGUAAAUGAAAAUGUGAUUAAUGGGCAGGAGUAUGAAGUGAUGAUGCAAAUAGAUUGCGAGGUGAUGGACACACGGAUUUUGCAUGUUAAGUCUGCUUCCAUCCCUCCAUUCCUCAGAGAGCAUCGUGAGAACCAAACCAAUACAUUCUACAAUUCUGCUUCCUCAAGCUCAGAACAGGCCCACGUUGUAAGCACAAUUGCUGAGUCUCCACUAUAACAGAAGAAGAGGCCUUUAUAUUAGUCCUUUGCUGUCUCAAGGAUCUACAGUACAUAUGAUUUUUCGAAGUCUUCAGUCUGUAGUGCGUCUCUCCGUUAUGAAAACAGUAGUAGAGGAAGUAACUAUAUAUAAUUUUUUUUAUUUUACGUCCAUUCAAAUCUCCAUAGGAAAAACACUUUUGGAAAUGGUUCACUAAACUGAUAUUUGUUUCAAAUACAUUAAAACUGGUGCUCGCAGCACUAUUACAUUAAAUGCUCUCUGCAAUCUUAUCAAAAGCAGUUUUUACUCAUAACUAUCCAAUCGUCACAUUCAAAAAUAAUGCUGGACGAAUAAAUGAUAUUUAGAGGAA
Molecule: messenger RNA, 2469 nt
Organism: Pseudophryne corroboree (corroboree frog)
Lineage: Eukaryota; Metazoa; Chordata; Amphibia; Anura; Myobatrachidae
Gene: ATF6
Product: activating transcription factor 6
Exons: 16
Coding region: 135-2120 (661 amino acids)
Biological process (GO): regulation of transcription by RNA polymerase II; endoplasmic reticulum unfolded protein response
Cellular component (GO): nucleus
Molecular function (GO): DNA-binding transcription factor activity, RNA polymerase II-specific; RNA polymerase II cis-regulatory region sequence-specific DNA binding
Source: RefSeq, a predicted model, not a curated record